Mya arenaria is the source of this 1671-nucleotide messenger RNA. RefSeq lists its product as uncharacterized. Bases 1 to 1671 code for a protein of 556 amino acids. NCBI's taxonomy places the organism in Eukaryota, Metazoa, Mollusca, Bivalvia, Myida, Myidae. The transcript has a single exon. The record is from RefSeq and is a predicted model, not a curated record.
AUGGCGAGCGUUAGUUACCUUCACUCACCGUCGUCUUUUCAAAACCAUUACGAGACAGUACGGGACAGGUUAGUGCUCCAGGCAAGACAACAUGGGGACAGGGAGGUGUACGUCUUUAUCAGCCCUGACGGUGAACGUGUCGCUAUUUCUGCUGAGGAGUUGAACGCACGAUCUCUGGCUUUGGCUCGGUCAUUGGUCAAACUUGGAGUAAGGAAAGGGGAUGUUGUUGCUGCCUGCUUACCGAAUGAUCUCGACUGCCUGAUCAGUAUUUUCGGGGUUAUCUGUGCCGGCGCAAUAAUUGCGAACAUUAUGGUACAUCAAAAAGAUGGACGCGACGUAAAAGAGACUCUGAAGAAACUGGGAGCGAAGGUACUGGUUUUAAAUCCAGGGGAAGGGGAAAUAAUUCUGAAGAGCUGUAUGAACCUCAUCAGUGAAGUUAGUGAUGCUGGAAAAGUAACGAGCGAUGUUCCUAGCUUACAAUAUCUGAUUUCCACGCACCAUGCGGAGAACUUGUCCUUGCCAUUGCUAGGGAACUUCAUCGAUCAGAACAAUGAGGACGUGCAACUGCCGUAUCUAGACGCCGAAGACACGAUCGCUUUCUUCCCUACUUCUGGUUCUACCGGGGAGUCUAAGUACGUCCCACAGUCCCACCACACAGCCAUGCUCCUCGGUCAGCAGCUUAAGGAAGCCAUUGGAUAUGAGGACGGGGACUGUAUAUAUAACGAGCGCCGCAUGUCCUGGAUCGGGGGUUUCCCGUACUCAUACCUCCAUGACGGCGUCAAGACUGUGACUAAGACCUUGGCGUUCUCCAAUAUGGUACAACACUGUGAAGUUAUAUAUGAAGUGAUGAUUAGGGAGCAGUGUAACGUUGGCGGCCUUCAGCCAGCAACGAUAGUUGGACUCAUCGACAUUGCCAAAGCGGAAGACACCCCCCGCCUUCAACUAAAGAACGUCCACACAGGCAGUCUCCCUAUAGCGGCUGUAUGUAUGGAUGCCAUCGGCCUAUUCACCAAGGCCGUCACAAACACGUACGGGUCGUCUGAAUGCGGAUUCUGCUCUUCAAUUCACGUCUGUAACAAAGCCGACUUCAUCAACCACUGCGCAGGAACGCCACACAGUGGUGUGGAAAUAAAAGUUAUAGAUGACAGUUGUAAGGUCUUACCGAGGGGACAAGUGGGUUCGAUCUACAUCCGGUCACCGUCUCUUUUUUUGCAUUACUAUGGCGACCCAGAGAAAACCCGGGCUGUAUUGGACAUCCAACACUGGUUUGACACCGACGAUAUCGGGUAUGUAACAUCAGAUGGCAAGCUUGUGGUCAACGGCCGCAAGUCCGAAAUAAUACUGCAAGCCGGGAAUUACAUUGUCCCUUCUACAUUAGAGGCGUUUAUAAAAAACCACCCGGAUGUGCUUGACGUCAUCGUUGUGUCCAUUCCCGAUGACACAAUAUUCGUUAUUGCUUGCGCAUGCGUACUUCCAAAGCCAGGUAGAACGCUGACGGCUAAGGACAUCGACGACUUCUACAAGGACAACUACGUCACACCGGUUAUUGAGGCUUAUAGUACGGAGGGGCCGCAAUUGAUCGAGAUAGUGACCGACUAUCCGAGAACGUACACUGGUAAACCGAACAAGCGGGAGUUACAGAGAAUCAUGAGACAAAAACAUGGACGUUGA